Molecule: messenger RNA, 936 nt
Organism: Pipistrellus nathusii (Nathusius's pipistrelle)
Lineage: Eukaryota; Metazoa; Chordata; Mammalia; Chiroptera; Vespertilionidae
Source: the annotation of a GenBank genome assembly
AUGGGUCUUUUGAAACCAAGGACUAUCCAAAAAGAAAAAGUAGAGAUCUCAUUAAGCAAUAAAAUCAGUAGUUGUUUCAGUAAAUAUAGGGAACAUUUCUGCCAUGUGGAUGUGGGUCCAUUACAAAGCAAAGAGAGUCAGUUACUCCAAGAGGAGAAUUGCAGGAGAGAUAUAGAAGCUUUGAAAGCAGAUAGUUUUUCUGGACUUCUAGAGUAUCUUAAUCCAAAUCGCAAAGAGGCUGCAAUCAAUAUGGAAAGCAUAGUGAACAAAUAUACUUCCCUCUUUCGGGAAAAUCCAAACAAACGGCUGGCAAAGGAGAAACAAAAUUUCAUUUUGGCCAACAUUAUUCUCAAUUGUCUAAAACCCAAUUCCAAGUUUAUUCAGCCACUUACCACACUUAAAAAACAUCUCAGAGAAGUGUUACAAUUUGUAGAACUAAGUCACCAAUUCCCAGACCCUUAUUUCUUGGCCUGCCUCCUGUUCUGGCCAGAAAAUAAAGAGCUAGAUGAAGAUUCCAAGCUAAUGGAAAAGUAUGUUUCAUCCUUAAAUAGAGCCUUCAGUAGACAAUACAGGAGCAUGUGCAGGUCUAAGCAGCCAAGCACACUUUUCUACCUAGGGAAGAAGAGGGGUCUCAACAGUCUUGUUCACAAGGCUGAGAUAGAGAAGUACUUCAGUAAAGAACAAAAUAGAAAUUCCUUCUGGCAGAGUGGAGAUGUGUGGAAAAAAGAGGAAGUCAAAAAGCUCCUGCGCCGUCUCACUGGUCUGGCUGAAGGCAAGAAAAUCUCUAUUGAAUAUGGAACAGAGAAAAAAAUAAAAAUACCAAUGACAUCUGUUUAUUCAGGUCCACUCAGAAGUGGUGGCAACAUAGAAAGAGUGUCCUUCUAUCUAGGGUUUUCCAUUGAAGGCCCUCUAGCAUAUGACAUAGAAGUUAUUUAA